AUGGACUUUGGUUUUGUCAGCUCACCUUCACAAUCACCGAGUCAGUCACUCUUUGCAGCGGGACCCUACUUCGACAGUACUUCUGAGGGCUCAAGCCCCGACUCGCCACAUCAAAUGAGUCAAAUCAUGUUCAACUCUGCUUCUAUGCAGUACGACAUGUUCCGAUAUCCAGCAUCUUCGUCAAAUUACUAUUCGACCACGCAAACAACUCAGAUCCCUGUAGACUACAGCAACUCGGACUCACUGGACCAGAGUGACCGACGGCGAAGGCGCAGAGGAAGUACGUCAGCUCCCGCCAAGGAAAAGGAGACCAUCCCAAACAUGCACUUGAGAAGACGCGCUCAAAAUCGAGCAUCCCAGAGAGCAUUUAGAGAACGCAAGGAGAAGCACGUCAAAGGUCUGGAACGCCAGCUAGAGGAUCUCCACGAGAAGCACCAGGACCUCCUGCAGUCGUAUACCCGUCAAGCAGACGAGGUAGGCCGUCUCACUGGCCGGAUCUCGGAGCUCAAUGCCGAGCUCAAUGCCCUCCGCGCGUGUCAAGAUCAGUCGUUCAGUGAGAUGUUGAUGCCUGACAAGUUCGACAAGUUCGAUGCCUUCUCAUCAACGGGCAUUCUUUACCAUCCCUCAGACUCGUACUUUGACAAGAAUGCUCCUGAUCUCAAUUCUGAGUUCGCCCUGCAUUCAUUUGAAGAUUCAUUGUAA
Messenger RNA from Exophiala spinifera, 702 nucleotides. RefSeq lists its product as uncharacterized. Gene Ontology annotation, molecular function: transcription cis-regulatory region binding; DNA-binding transcription activator activity, RNA polymerase II-specific. Gene Ontology annotation, cellular component: RNA polymerase II transcription regulator complex. The record is from RefSeq and is a predicted model, not a curated record. NCBI's taxonomy places the organism in Eukaryota, Fungi, Ascomycota, Eurotiomycetes, Chaetothyriales, Herpotrichiellaceae. The transcript has 3 exons. Bases 1 to 702 code for a protein of 233 amino acids.